Molecule: messenger RNA, 2735 nt
Organism: Acanthopagrus latus (yellowfin seabream)
Lineage: Eukaryota; Metazoa; Chordata; Actinopteri; Spariformes; Sparidae
Product: stonustoxin subunit alpha-like
Exons: 3
Coding region: 1363-2010 (215 amino acids)
Molecular function (GO): protein binding
Source: RefSeq, a predicted model, not a curated record
ACUUACUAGAAAGGCCAGCUCCAUCCUGGGAACCACUGGACCCAGUGCAGGUGGUGGGAGAGAGCAGGAUGAUGGACAAGCUGUCAUCUCUGCUGGUGAAGGAGUCCCACCUGCAGGUCACUGUCACAAACAUCCCUGUGCCAGGUCUAAAAGUGUCCUCGUCUCCACACCACAUGCCAAUAACUUCAUACUACUCAUAUGUAUAAAACAAUGUUAGCCAGCGCUCUGCUGAACUGUGAGUCACUGUUGAGGACGUCAUUGUAUCACCUACAUCGACUGGGAGGAACCUGGAUGUAAUCCUCAAUGACAGACUGUCUUGCACCUCCAACAUCACUGCUGUGGCCUGAUCCUGCAGAUUUGCCCUCUACAGUAUCUGCAGAAUCUGGUCUUUCCUCACACAGGACAAAGCACAACUCCUGGUCCAAGAGCUGGUCAUCUCCCACCUGGACUACUUUAACUCCCAGCCUCUGCGACUAAACCACUGCAGCGUAUCCAGAGCGCACCUCGUUUUCCAUCUACCCCAGUUCACCCAUGUGACCCCCCACCUCCAUUACCUCCGCUGGCUCAAUGGAACUACAGCCCUCCACCUCUAAACACUGGUCAGACCACACGGCCCAGUCCGAACACUUCGCUCCACUACAUCAACUGGCUGGUAAAUGUAAAUGUAGCUAAGGAAGCUAAGGUCAGAAAACUGUGUAUAAAAACAGCAUGACUGGGAAAAAUGGCAGCACAGGAAAAGAAACGCUGCUGCCACAGAUUUACCCAAGUGACAUCAGUUCACCUCCCUAUAAGAAAAUAAUAACUGGCACAUGGAGACGUCAUGUUAGUGCUCUGAACACGCUUCUUUUCAUUUCCUCCCCACAUAUCACAAACAACAGCAACUCCUGCCCUACGGCAGCUCUGAGGGGACACACCAGCAAUCAAUAAAUCAAAUGUUUUGACAAAUAAUAGAAGAGAAUCUGUAACUGUGGCUGUUUCAGGUCUCCGAUAAGCCCGUUUAAUUUCAGACAACUGGACUGGUCACCUGUGUGUCUAUGUACCUGAAAAAACUUUUAAUCAGCAACUAAUCAAACAAAGAAAAACAAACAGCUCCAGUUCCACAGAAUUGGCCUCAGAUUUUGUAAUGUCUUUAUCGUGAUAUUUCCCUGUAGGUGUGUCUUCAUUUCUGUGGAAUCACUUCUGCUAUUUUAUUAUCAUCGUAACUUUCAUACCACAAAGUGAUUGUUAUCAUCUCUGCACGUAUCUAACAGUAUAUAAGUAACCUCACAGCCACACUGAUCAUCACACCACAAGCUCCAGUUGGAAGUCCAGAAGACUCUCACACAACUCAGCUGAUCGACUCAACUCCACCAGGCUGAAGAAAUGGCAUCAGAGAAAAAAGCAUCUCCUUUCGCAGGUCUGCCUUUCACUCCGGGAAAGAUCUAUGAAGUGAAGAAAGAGGAACUCAGCAAAAUUGUUCCUGACAUCACCAUGGACCCAGACACUGUGAACAAGCAGCUCACGCUGUCUGAGGGAAACAAGAAGGCAACAUAUGGAGCAUGGCAGACAUAUCCUCCCCGCCCAGAGAGAUUUGAAACAUAUCUCCAAGUGCUGGCCAAAGAAGCUCUGCAAGGGAUCCAUUACUGGGAGGUAGACUGGAGUUACAGUCCUGAUGAAUCUGUGUAUGUAGGUGUUGCGUAUGGUAGCACUGACAGAAAAGGGCCAUCAUCUGAGUUUGGAAACAACACUGUGUCGUGGGUUUUUGGCCAAUAUGCUGAACCUGCUUGGUCAGAUCCCGUACUGAGGGCUUGGCACAAUGGCUUAGUGUGGCAAAGUGAUCCUGUCUCUGGUGGCUGCACGAGAGUUGGGGUGCUUCUUGACUGGCAUGGUGGCACUCUGUCCUUCACCAAAAUCUCAGGAAACCAAAGGGUUGCCCUCUACCGCUUUGACACCACAUUCACUGAGCCUGUGUUUCCAUGCUUCUGGGCUGGAAAAAGUGGCAAUUAUGUGGCCUUGCGUCCAGUCAGCUAAGAUCAAUGAUGAUGAUGUGGUGAAUCCCUGGUCUGCUAACAGGGAUAUGGGUUCACAUUGAGAGAAGAACCCAACACCCCAUUUCAGCUUGAGCACGCUUCACAAAUUGAUAAAAUGCAUUAAAGCCCAGAGGGAGCAGGACACCUGAUGUCAGUAACGUUCCUGCGUAUGUCAUUGUGUCUGUAGUGGCACAUGUUGAUCUUCUGCACCGCCAGUUUAAACUUUAACUGCUCGCUGCUUUCUAUUAUAAUUCCUGAUACGUAUAGACAAGAGCUUAAAUCAAUACAUGAUGUCAACUUUAGUAUGUUUGAAUAGAAACUUGCAACACAUGUUAAAAAAAGAUAAAUUGAUUAUGUGUAUGUUGAUUAUUUUGGGAUAUAAGUUUUCUUAAGUGCAUAUUGUUUGAUUCAGCAUUUGUUAUGUUUCUUAAAUGUUUUCAGUAAUCAGUUAUUAACAACAUUGUGAUUAGAAAACAAGCAGGAUCAUUUAGUUUCUCUGCAGUUUGUACUUUUGAUCUGAUCUCAGGUUCAGUCAGUGUCUUUCUGUUGUCUGUUGGGAGGAGAAGCUUCACUGUUGGACACCAGUUAGUUUGAUUGUGAGCUCACUGUAGAUUGUUAUGGAGCUGAAUGGAUGUCAGAUUGAUGUGAAAUGUAAACACCUGUUGGACAUGUUCACUCUCUUCAUGAGCAGAAGACGCUUUUCAAUAAAAUGACCCGAGUCUGCCA